Messenger RNA from Bombyx mori (domestic silkworm), 2372 nucleotides. Its product is annotated as limbic system-associated membrane protein. The record is from RefSeq and is a predicted model, not a curated record. Lineage: Eukaryota; Metazoa; Arthropoda; Insecta; Lepidoptera; Bombycidae. The transcript has 10 exons. Gene Ontology annotation, cellular component: neuron projection. The coding region runs from base 439 to 1596 and encodes 385 amino acids.
CUGUGUGCGCUACGAGACUACGCGGCUCAGUGUGCUACGGGACGCGAUACGAAGCGGACGCGUAUCAGUACGCUCUCCUACGGCUUGAUACGCGACUUGUUGCGAUCUAUGUGUAUAAAUGCAAACUAAAUUAACUACUAAUUUUGGUGUAAUAUUUUUAAUAUUCGUGAAUUGUGUAUAAUAUUAGUUGUAGUGACUAGUUUUAUUGUCGAAGAUAAACAGAAUUUUCUUAAACAUCUCGGUAGCCUUACGAAAGGAUUUUUUGGUAAAUAAAAAAACAUUAAAUUAAUCUCUCGAGUGUUAUAAAAUAAAUGAAAGGCCAAGGAAUAAAUGAGUUUCACCCGGGAAAUUAAUGAGCCCUUAAAUGGGAGACCGGGCGAGUGCUAUGUGAAUCGUACGGUUCGUGGUGAUACUUUGUGAAUAGUUAAUGUAUCCGUGAUGAGGAUCGAGAGGACGUGCUUCUGGUCGAUGCUGCAGGCCCUGGCUUUGUUACCCACCAUGGCCCUGAAAGAUGCUCAGAUGACUACAAAGAAGUUUUCCGAAGAGCCAGAAUUCGAGCGGCCAAUUGGGAAUCACACGUUUUUCCUUGGACGAGAAGCAGUUUUGGGUUGCGCUGUCACUAAUCUUGGAAAACAUAAGGUAGGGUGGCUAAGAGCGGAAGACCAGACCGUCCUAACUAUGCACGACAGAGCGGUACUCGGUGCCCGCUAUUCAGUCAGCCUGGACGCCCCGAGGACUUGGCAGCUGAGGAUCCGGCCCCUCCGUGCCGAAGAUAGAGGGUGCUACAUGUGUCAGAUAAACACACAGCCAAAUAUGAAGUGGCAAAUUGGCUGUAUCGACGUUUAUGUUCCACCAGAUAUCAUCAGUGAUGAUGCAUCAGGCGAUGUCUCAGUGCAGGAGUUGGAGAAUGCCACAUUGACCUGCAAGGCGACAGGUCAUCCCCCACCCAAAAUAACGUGGAGAAGGGAAGACCACGAACCUAUUCUGCUUAAGAAACCCAUGUCGAGGGAUUUUGACAAAGUUGAGAACUACGUGGGUAGUUCUUUACCUUUGUGGCGCGUGGAUCGACGUCAGAUGGGCGCUUUCCUCUGCAUAGCUUCAAACGACGUGCCUCCAGCGGUCAGCAAGAGGAUCACACUGCUAGUCAACUUCGCGCCUACCGUAAAAGUGCCAAACCAGUUAUUAGGUGCACCACUAGGCACUGACGUCAAACUCAAGUGCUACGUGGAGGCCUAUCCUAAUACAAUCAAUUAUUGGAUCAAGAACAGGGGAGAAAUGCUCUUAGAUGGGCCUAAAUACACCAUAAGAGAAGAGAAGGCGUCCUACAAAGUAUCCAUGUGGCUGACAAUUAGACAGUUCUCUAGGAAUGACAUCGGGACGUACAACUGUGUCAGCACGAAUUCUCUCGGCAAAAGCGAAGGGACUCUUAGAUUGUAUGAAAUAAAACUGAACUCGUACCAGGAGGACUUCAAUCAAAUCAGCGUUGCCGGAGGUCUAACGGAAGCAGCUAAAGGAGAUACAUCCAACUUCCUCCAUUCAAACAGGAUAUUUUUGUGCACGUUAUGUUUGUUCGCGUAUUUAUACAUGUUUACGUAGUUAUUUUAAGAUGUAAAUAAUAUUGUCUUUGUUGUUUUAAACUUUUGUGUCUGACGUUACAUACAUUCAAAUGUUUCUUGUUAAAUUACAAUCAUUUGAAUACAAAAGUGCUAUUAAUGAGUCAAUUAAUCACAAGUUAGUGUGAAAAUAAAAAUUGAUCAAAAUAAAGUAUUUAAUAUACUUUUUUCGGCGAAUUCAGAUCUAAAAAUGUCAUUUACGAAUAACUCGCUAAGCUAAUUUAAAUAAAGGUUCAGAGUCACGUAACCGCAUUAUUUUUUGUCACAUAAGCGUAAAAAUUACGUGCGUAUGACAAGCUCAACAAAAAACGGUUAUCGUACUCAAAAAUGUGAGAAUCAAUGGUAGCGGCUAGCUUCGAUUAUGAGAGGGAAACGUCGUACAAAUGAAAGACAGAGACGGCGCUCUACAGAGCCGAUUGUGCUUUCUCUUUCUCAAAUACGAUGAACGGACAUUAUCGGCGCGGCCUGUACACCUUUUUCGACGUCAGACACAAAACAAAUGCUUAAAAAGGAACGUAAUUCAAUUACAAUGUUUCAAUUUCGUGUAAAUAUAUAAACUGUAAGUAAUUAUUUAAUGAUGUUAUAAAUUGUAAAUCCCUUACAGAAACAACGAUCGUAAUCAUUAGUUCUUGUAAAAGAAAUUCGCUUAGUACUCAGCCAAAUUGGAUUACUGUUUACGGAGUUUAUGUACGUAUUGUGUAAACUGAUCGCUCGAUUAUAAGACUGUUUACGAAGAAUAAAUACAUUAUUAAAACAUAA